Messenger RNA from Dinoponera quadriceps, 3992 nucleotides. RefSeq lists its product as uncharacterized. Gene Ontology annotation, biological process: monocarboxylic acid transport; transmembrane transport. The coding region runs from base 1044 to 3731 and encodes 895 amino acids. The record is from RefSeq and is a predicted model, not a curated record. Lineage: Eukaryota; Metazoa; Arthropoda; Insecta; Hymenoptera; Formicidae. Gene Ontology annotation, molecular function: monocarboxylic acid transmembrane transporter activity. The transcript is spliced from 4 exons.
GAGAGCGUCUUCGAUAUUUGUGCGCGCAGAGAGCCACGUCGUGGAGAAAGAUAUCGCUCUCUCUCUUUCUCUCUCGGAUCGUCGGGCAUCUCGUUCCCCAACGAGAGCGGAGGAAGAAAACCGGAGACGUAUGUUAACCGGCGGGUUGCACGUUAACACUUCGUCGUAAUUGCCGGAGCAAUUGUGACAACAGAGGAACGUAUGUUGCCGCGCGUGCGAUGAGAUCUCGCGGGAGCUAGGAACGCCGCUUCCACCUCGUGCUGCAAGCGGCACGCGAGUGCGCGGGAUUAGUGCUAUUGGGUACUGGUAGAUUUUGUAAUCCGAAGGGCUGUGUGAUAAGUUAUCAUCAACGUUUGCUACGCUUGCUACGAUCCGCGCCAAGCACAAUUCUCUCGUCUCGCGGCUGGACUGCUCGGGAAUGGCUCGAUUCCGCUGCCCGGCCGCAUUGCUAGUCUAACUUCCUCGCUAAGGGUGAAAGGGAGAGAGAGUGAGAGAGAGAGAGGGAGAGCUUCAACCAAUACACCAUCGUCCAUCAUGAAUACAACGCAAGAACCGAAGCCGUACGUUUCGCCGCAUGGGUGCCUGGGUUGACGAUCGUUUCGCGGAGGAGGAGGCGGUCCCAAGUAAUCAAAGUACCAGUUGGACUUGGAGAAUCCGGGGCCACGAUUGCAAUGGUGGUGGACCAUUGCACGGUCGACCGGGUGCCGACUAUCAAUCGCCAACAGACAGCUUCACGUCGACUUGGUCGUCAGGAUCCCUGUUACCGUUGCGCCGUCAGUUCACCAGGCAGCUCUACGAGUGGCCUUGUUUACCGUUGUUUAAGUCAAGGACGAAACUAGAUCUCUGUUGAAUCGCAUUGCAUUCCGUUGCGUGAGAAGCGGAGAGGGGCGAGUUUUCCCGAGUUUUCGUUUAGUGUGCUUGUGUCGUUUGUAUGUGUGCAUGUGCGUGCGUAUCGUACGGAAGCGGCGCCGAGGAGAAAUCAGUUGGAUCGCCGUCGCGAGCCGAAAGUGCGAGUCGCCGGCACUUCCCUUCGUCCCAUCAGCAUGGCCGAGUGGACCAAGUUCAACAGUGAGGACAAGCUGACUCAAUUGACCGACGAACGAACGAUCAACGGCAAGAUCGCGGGCCAGUCGUACGGAACCGAGGUGGAAGCGAGCGAAGAUGAAGGUCAGGACAAGGACGCGUCGAACGACCGAGGCGAUCGAGAGCACGAGGAGCCUGCUACGUUUCGCAACAACAGCUCCGAGUCGCUAAAGAACUUGCGAAAGGAAGAAGAGGAAGAAAAAGAGAGCCGACUCAUGGAGGGCGAUGGAUUCGCAGAAGUCAAGACGGGGGAAUCGGGCGCGAGGAUACGCCGGGAGGCGCUGAAGGAGCUGAAGGAAGCCUCGCAGAAUUCCCCGAGGAGGCCCAACAGCCUGUACAAGGAGGACGCGCCCAGUCCGCAGAAGCUGAAGAGGAACGCGAUUUUCGGCUCGCCCACCAGGAUCCUGUCGUCCAAGAGCCACUCGUCGACGGAGAAGAGCACGGAGAAGCUGGUGAACGGCAAGUCGCCCAGGGAGGACAAGCAGCAGCAUCACGUGCAGUUCAACAAGGAGCAGUCGAAGAAGCAGCAACUGCGGAACGCGAGGGACGAUCGGCCGCACCCGAGCCCGUCGAUCUCCACGUCGACCACCAGCAGCUCCGAGGACAAUUCCAGCUUGGGGCUCUGCGAGCCUAGGCCGCCCGACGGCGGCUGGGGCUGGGUCGUCGUAGCGGCCGCCUUCAUGGUCAACCUCAUCGGCGACGGCAUCACCUUCUCCUUCGGCGUGAUAUUCGUCGAGUUCCUCAAUUACUUCGGCGCCGGGAAGUCGAAGACCGCGUGGAUCGGCAGUCUCUUCAUGGCGAUGCCGUUGCUGUCGGGACCGGUCGCCAGUUUCCUGGCCGGCCGCUACGGCUGCAGGAAAGUCUCGAUAGUCGGCAGCGUGAUGGCGACCGCGGGCUUCGUCGUCAGCUCCUACGCGAACUCCAUGGCGGUGCUGGUGCUGACGUUCGGCAUCGUCGCUGGCUUCGGCCUGGCCCUCUGCUUCGUCGCCGCUGUGGUGAUCGUCGCGUACUACUUCGACAAGAAGAGGUCCUUCGCCACCGGCCUCUCGGUCUGCGGCAGCGGCAUCGGCACCUUCAUCUUCGCGCCCGUCACGCAGUACCUCCUGGCGGAGUACGGCUGGAGAGGCACCACGCUGAUCCUGGCCGGCCUCUUCUUGAAUCUCGCCGUCUGCGGCUGCCUGAUGCGGGACCUCGAGUGGACCACCACGAAGGCGAAGGCGGACACCGAGAAGCGGAGGAAGAAUCGCGAGAGGAAGAGAUCCAAGAUGCAGAGCUCGAGCGCGGACUCUUUCUCCGCGUGCAGCUCCGCGAAUACGACCACGCAGACGCCGCACGGCGGCCCGAAGAGGGGCUUCGCCUCGACGAACGCGAUGAUCAUCGAGAACCUCCGUUCGCAGGAAGGCGGCGACGAGAACGCCGGCGAGAAGCUCUUCUCCAGCCUGGUGAGCCUGCCGACCUUCGUGAAGAACGGCGAGAAGGUGCCGCUGGAGGUGCUGGAGCUGCUCAGCACGCGGAAGAACAUCUACAACGUCCUGCUGCAGAACUACCCGAGUCUGCUGAUAUCGUCGAGGAGCUUCAGCGACUCCGGCACCCUGCACGACCAACUGAGCACCCCGUCGGCUCGAUUCAUACCCACACCGAGCCCCUUGGCCGAGCUGAAGGCCGAGGACGCCGGCGACGUCCGCGGCGACGAGCAACAGCACCGGUCGGCGGAACAGCCGGCGUAUUUGUGUUGGCUGAGGAAGGUCGACCCCGACGCCUCGCUGAGACGUUCCAGCACGCUCGAGCAGCCGAGGAGGCUGCCCACCGCCUACCUGAAGGACAUCCGAUCGCACAGGCACAGCUUGACUUACAGGGGCGCCAUGUUGAACAUCAAUCGGUACCGUCUGCGGGCCUCGAGCUGUCCCGAUAUCUACCGGGACUCGAUGACCACGAUCGCCAAGACGAAGCUGGCCUGGCACAACGGGCUCUGGGAGUUCUGGGACCUGAUCGUCGACAUGCUGGACUUUUCGUAUUUCGCCAACUCGAGAUACCUCCUGUUCGCCAUCAGCAACUUUCUCCUGCACACGUGGUACGACGUGCCUUAUGUCUAUCUGACGGACAACGCGAUCGAGGUUGGAUUCAGCGAGACGGACGCGUCUAUAUUGAUCUCGGUGAUCGGGAUCACCAACAUGUGCGGCGAGAUUUUUCUAGGCUGGGCCGGCGACAGAGCGUGGGUGGACGCGUCCAUCGUCUAUGGGGUGUGCAUGGUGCUCUGCGGUGCCGCUACCGCUCUGAUACCCGUAGUUGUCAGCGACUACUAUACUCUAUGUGCAAUCUCUGGUGCCUUUGGAUUAUUCAUCGCAGCAAAUUACAGCCUCACUAGCAUCAUCCUUGUCGAGCUGAUCACCUUGGAAAGGUUCACGAGCGCUUACGGCCUUCUCUUACUGGUACAAGGAGUCGCCAAUCUGAUGGGUCCUCCGCUAGCUGGGUGGCUGUACGACAUCACGGGCACAUACGACCUGUCCUUCUACUUGGCCGGGUUCUUCAUCGCGUUGAGCGGCAUAAUGCUGCUGGUAAUGCCUCUGUUCGGCUUAUACCGACGUUACCGGGACGGGUCCAAGGAGGAGACCACCGAUAAGGAAUUUACUGCGAUCAACAACGUGUAAAUACGCCGAAAAUUUAUCGUGAGAACCAGCCAGAGACGUCACGGGCGAGCGAGCGGGCGCGCCCGAUUCCAAUUGCAAUUGGUGAUCGCGAUGUCACGAGGGAAUUGCGACAGCUCGCGGGAAUUGCCAACGGGCACUCGUUCAUUUCGUAGCAGUAUCGCUCCGCGCGACGCGACGUGCUAUACUAUAUGCGCGAGUCGCUCGAGCCGGCUGUGGUGUAUUACGUAAUUAUAAGUUUGAUGAAAUUCCCACCAACACCAA